This is a messenger RNA of Epinephelus moara (kelp grouper), 5107 nucleotides long. RefSeq names its product ERC protein 2-like. Bases 169 to 3687 code for a protein of 1172 amino acids. Gene Ontology annotation, cellular component: cytoskeleton of presynaptic active zone. Lineage: Eukaryota; Metazoa; Chordata; Actinopteri; Perciformes; Serranidae. The transcript has 18 exons. Gene Ontology annotation, biological process: maintenance of presynaptic active zone structure; neuromuscular synaptic transmission; regulation of synaptic plasticity. Gene Ontology annotation, molecular function: structural constituent of presynaptic active zone. The record is from RefSeq and is a predicted model, not a curated record.
AUGAAACUCAAGCCCUAAACAAUCAGGAAUGGACAGGUGAAAACUGAGAGGCCGAGAGGUGGCCUUUAUUCUAAACCUUGGUAUUUCCUCUGGUUCCGCACAGGGACAUGAAAAUAUUUCCACGCUUAGCAGUUUCUUCUCAGACGUCCACUUUUGCCAUAUAAAAAAAUGCCUUUAAACAUUAGAGCCAAGCCCGCGCAGAGCAAGCUGUCUGCUGGCGCAAAGAGUAGCGGGCACACUGAUGGCAGCACAUCCCAUUCACGCUUUUCCAGAUCCCCCAAACAGGGGAAAGGCAAACAGGCUGCGAGCUCUGCGCCAGGCUCCCGCUCGGGGCUCGAACCAGGCUCCGUGUCAGGGGGUUUGCCUGCUCCAGCGCCGAAACUGGCUGGAGGUCAAGGGUCGGUGUCGAGGCCAGGUCCGAAGAUCAAAUCUGGCCAGGCAGCAGCAGACAAGGGAGCGACUCGUGGUUCAGCGACAGCUCCGGGGGGUAAAACCCUGUCUAUGGAGAACAUCCAGUCACUGAGUGCUGCCUAUGCCACUUCAGGCACCAUGUACCCCUGUGAGCGAGACUCCUUGGAACCCUCUGGUGGGUACCCUAAAGGCACCAUGACGCUGGGCAGGAGCACCAGCCGCUCAUCAUACACUAACCGAACAACAGCCAUGGGCAGCACCCCUAACAUCACCUCCUCUGGGCUACAUCACCAGUCAGACCCCUAUGGAGACCAAACCUUGCAUCCUGGAAGGACUUCCAGUCUGCGGCGCCAGUCUGGGAGACACACACAGGCACUGGAUUCGGCUGGACGGGGAGAGGCUCCGUCGUUUGACCUCCAGUCUCAGCUGAGGGAGCUGCAAAGGGAGAAUGAAAACCUGCGGAGAGAGCUGGAUGUAGGGAGGGGCCCUAGCAUGAACAAUGUCAACUUCUGGAGCCCAGAUGUGAAAAGAGACAAGGGGGUGAGGCGGGAGGAGGGAGCGAGGACCUCAGUUCUGAAGGACCAGUACAGGACCAACCAAGAGGAUUUGCAGCAGCUCCCGCUGACAGUUCAGGAGCUUCAGGAGGAGCUGAGGGCUCACAGGGAGAACAGUCGCUUGCAGCAACAGCGUCAGCAGGGCAACUCUGGCUCGUAUCGAGAACUCCACACAGACCAGGACCACAGAGGGGGGCUCAGCCCUGGCCACAGCCCCAGACAAAGCUCCAGCAACCUGCACAGCCCUGGACCGAAGAAUAGCCCGAGAGCCAGCCCUUCCAAUACCUAUAAUCCAAGACAACAGGAAGCUGAUGUCAUCAUUCACAGCCCUGGUUACGGCUGUAACACUGCAGUAGCCGCGCAGAGAAUCAGCCCGGCCAACACCCUUCAGCCUGGGCCGAGGAACAGCCCAAACCACUCCCUCUACGCUCCCAGCCAAGGUCCGGCGGUAGCGCCCGGCUCUAGCUCACUCCGGCCCUGCAGCCCCUGCCAGGUACCUGGGUGUGACGGCUUCUCCUCACCUCCUCCCCUAGAUCCUUCAGAGGAGAAUUUCUUCCGGCUGCAGUCGGAGCACGAGCGGCAGGCCAAGGAGCUGUUCCUGCUGAGGAAGACCAUGGAAGAGAUGGAGAUGAGGAUCGAUUCUCAGAAGCAGACUCUGGGUGCCCGAGAUGAGAGCAUCCAACGGCUGCUGGAGAUGCUUCAGGGCCAAGGUCAAGGUCAAGGUCAUGCUGGAGAUGCUUCAGGGCCAAGGUCAAGGUCAAGGUCAAGGUCAAAGUCAAAGUCAAGGUCAGGGACACUGGGGUCGGGGACAGCUGAAGCGCAGCUGGAGAACAUGCAUGUGAGAGAGGAGCUCCAUCGCAGAAACCAGCUCCAAGCUGAUCCGGCCAAGACCAGAGCUCUGCAGACUGUCAUUGAUAUGAAGGACACCAAGAUCUCUUCACUGGAGAGGAACAUCAGAGACUUAGAGGAUGAGGUCCAGAUGUUAAAGACCAGCGGCCUGCUGCACCCCGACGACAGGCAGGAUGAGCUCAAGCAGGUGGAGGUCUACAAGAGCCAUUCUAAAUUCAUGAAGACUAAGAUCGAGCAGCUGAAGCAGGAGCUGAACAGGAAGGAGGCAGAGAUGCAGGCCCUGCAAACCAAACUAGAAACACUGACCAAUCAGAACUCAGACUGCAAACAACACAUCGAGGUGCUAAAGGAGUCGCUCAGCGCCAAGGAGCAACGGGCCAACACACUUCAGACAGAGGUAGAUGCUCUGCGGGUGCGGCUGGAGGAGAAAGAGCAGUUCCUGACUAAGAAGACCAAGCAGCUGCAGGACCUGACCGAUGAAAAGAGCACACUAACAGGAGAGAUCAGAGACAUGAAGGACAUGCUGGAUGUCAAGGAGAGGAAGGUUAAUGUCCUGCAGAAGAAGAUUGAGAACCUGUUGGAGCAGUUAAAGGAUAAGGACAAACAGCUGGCUGGGUUGAGGGAAAGGGUCCAAGGCCUUCAAACUGACUCCAGCAACACCGACACAGCCCUGGCCACACUAGAGGAAGCCCUCUCAGAAAAGGAGCGAGUGAUAGAGAAUCUACGCGAGCAGAGGGAGCGGGAAGACAGGGCUCGGCUGGAGGAGCUGGAACAGAUGAGGAAGGAGAACCAGCUAUUAAAGGACAAACUUUCAGCCCUGCAGCCCCAGAAACUGUCCCCAAGUCAGCCUGCUAACCCCGUCCCCACCCAGAACCAGAGGCCUGAUGGAGAGGUGCCAGCUAAAGUAGAUGGGCUCCCAGCAGGAAGCCCCAUGACCCAAAACACGGAAGAUGCCCUCCGAAAGUGUCCAGACAUCACAGAUCGUCUGAGGCUACUAGAGCAGGAAGUGGCUCGCAACAAAGAGGAAUCUGGGAAGUCAAAAGCGGAGGUGGAGAGGCUAAUGGCAGCUCUGAGGGAUGCUGAGAUGGACAAAUCGUGCAAGGAGAAGAAAAUCGCCGAUCUUGAGAGGCAAAUCAAGUCUCCUAACAUCCAGAAGCAGACGGUGGCGGGCGAGAUGAGGAAAGAUGCCCUCACUGAUGGACAUCCACACUCAUUAUCGCAGACUCCUCUUUCAGCUUCCCAGGAUGCCAUGCGGGAGACGGCGGAGCGGAUCGCGCAGUUGGAGAGGGCACUGAGGGAGAGUAUGAACACCUCAGCGCAUAGGGAAGCUCUCUGGGCGCAAGAGGAGGCUGCACGUGUUCAGGCCCAGAGACAGUUGGAGGAGCUGAUGAGUGCUUUGGAGAAGACGCGCCAGGAGCUGGACGCCACCAAACUGCAUCUGUCCUCCACUCAGCAGUCGCUGCACGAGAGAGACGGACACCUUAAUUGUCUUCGCCAGGAGAGACGCAAACAGCUGGAGGAGAUUCUGGAGAUGAAGCAGCAGGCUUUGCUGGCAGCCAUCAGUGAGAAGGAUGCUAACAUCGCCCUGCUGGAGUUGUCCUCCUCCAAAAGGAAAAAAGCCCAGGAGGAAGUGAUGGCUCUGAAGAGGGAGAAAGACAGGCUCAUGCACCAGCUCAAACAGCAGACUCAGAGCAGAAUGAAGCUGAUAGCGGAUAACUACGAGGAAGAUCACAUCCACCCCCAACAUCACCCUCACCAUUCUCACCACUUGCAUCCAGUAAACAUGCACCACCGAAGCCUGCCAAGAGGGCCCCCCCACACCAACCACCGACCACCUAUGGACCAGGAUGAUGAAGAGGGAAUAUGGGCAUGAUGACCAUCACCGUGGAAACCCUGCAUCCAUUUGUCCACACUGCUUGUAGACCCAGGUACCAAGGGGUUCAAGAGCGUCAGCUGCAAGCAGGCACACUGAACCGGCCCAUAACUCCCCACCAUCAUGACCACCAGACAUACAUAUAAACGGAUAUACGCAUACUCCAGGACCCAGGUAUUGUGGACAAGCUCAGCGCUCAGCCGGUCAGGAAUUGUUCAUCUUCCCGAUGAGCAUCAUCUUUCCCGACAAAUGCAGUGGCCCACUGAGGGUGGGUGAAUGUCCCUCAGAGGACCGUCAGUCAUCAGUGUGGAGCUUCAAGAUAUUGGCAAGCGGUCCACUGCCUUCAUUUCCCUAGCUGUUUUCAAUAGACUGGGAGCUGGAUUCACUUUACAGCACUGCAGUGCUACAGAGUUCUGGCUCCACAUCAACCGACAAUCACUCCACCACUGUCGACUACUGGUGCGGCUAAGCUGAGCCAGUGGAACCAGCCGUAAACCCAUGCCAAUCCCGGACUGGUUUAUGAUGGCAUGAAUGUGUUUACUUCUGCAGCUAAAUAUCAGACUUUUGUAAAUAUAACAACAUGGACCUCAAAAUCCACAAUCCACAGAGACCUUCUCAAUGUACCGUGCCAAAGGAGACAACCCUGUCUGCUGAAACAAAUUACUGAAAUGGGACUGAAUCAUUCGGACUACCCAGUGAACCGCCCCAGUUACUCAUUUCUUUGACUGUCUCCCACUUCCUGCCGAGAGAUCAACAAGAAAAAGACAAAUUUGGGCUUAAAGAUGCCCUGCAAAAAGUUUGAGCAUCAGCUUACACCUUCUCUAAAAAUCAGGACCCUUAUUAACAGGAAAGGAAACCCGGCUGACCUCGAAUCAGCCAGCUUACUGUAAGAACAGUCUGUUUAUACAUUUCUCCUUGUGUUCUUUUAGCCUGCUGUGCGUUUGUUUAAUGAACCAAUAUCAUGUUCUGUUAGCUUUUCUACAUCCGAAACAGUUUUGAGUGCCACUCUUCUUUUUUUUCUGAAGUUUUAACAGCUGUGUGUGACUUAUUACGCUGACGAGCGAUGUAUUAUUUUGUUGUCUCUUUGUUGAUCCUGUGAAUCUGAGUGGCGAAUCUGUUUAUAAUGAAGUGACUUGCAUCUUAAAGCACUGUGUCAUUACUUUUUUCACUGUACUGGAGGCUGACGAUAAUGUACAGUAUUGUGUUUUGAUUCAACAGUAUAACAGUGUUUCCAUUUUGGCCCUGACCUAACAUGUACAGUUUUUUGUACAGUGUGUGUGUGUGUGUGUGUGCAUGUGUGUGUGGUUUCAUGCUGCUCUCAUGAUUGUGAUGACUGUGAAAGUUUUGGGGGGGUAACGGUAUUCACCCUUGACUGGUUCCACAGUGUUUUGCAGUGGUCAGCUUGUCUCUGUUGUUUGAA